AGUGCAGUUUAACUCCACAGAAGCCCGCUAGUUAGUAAGUAGCUCAAGCAUUUUAAUGCCUGCUGUGUUGAUGCCUACAGGGAAAAUAUUCUAAGUGCUUUCCCUUUCUCCUGAAGAAAAUAAGUUUCCAUCUAUGUUUUAUAAGGCUGUCUUGUCACAUCCAUUAUAAGGCAUGACACAGCCAGCCGGAGAAGGUACAGCGGUGAUUUUCAUAAUGUAUUUUAUUAAGAGAGCUUUUUUGAAGGGUAGAAAACAUAUAUGUACGUGUAUCAAUAAGUACACUGAAAUGUAGGUCAGCUAACUGUGAAGAUGUGUCUUAUGCUGGCCUAUGGCACAUAUGAUGUGGGGUGUUAAAGCCCAGAUACAUCAAACAUUAUGUUGAUCUGUUCAGCUUGGCACAAAUAGGAAAGAAUUUCCCCUAUUCUGAGAAUAUUAGGCCAUUAACUGGAACAGCUUUUAUGACCACUUUAUUCCAACCCAUGGCUGACCACUUAUUUGAGGAAAUAGCAGAGAAAUGACUCCUAGGCUUUUUCUCUCUGAAGUACACUGUUAAUACUGUACAUUAAAAAAAAAAAAAAAAAAAAAAAGGAAACAAACAAACAAAGAAAGCUCUGAAGCAUGUUGAAGUUUUUUAACCCCAGAGCCAUGCAAUAUCCUGCUCCAUUCAAAAGUGCGGAGGGAAGAAAGGGAUUGGAGGAGUGCUCCUUAUGGUAUCAAUUUUAUAUAAAGAGUGGAUUUAAAGGAGCAUACAUAAAUUUUGAAUGCGUGUGUGUGCACAAUGCAAGUUGUCUUCUGCAAGAACAGAGCAGUGAGGUUUCAAGUUAUCAGCUGACAACAGGCACAAUUUGUGGCAUUUUAGUUGUCCAAAAAGCCAGUUUUCCUGUUCCAAAAUAACUUCAGCAGAAUAUUUUUGUUCAGCAGCAGUAUUAUUAAACAUUUUAGACAGUCAUAUGAGUGUGUGUGUGUAUCUCUAUACAUAAAAUCAGCAUGUAAGGCGAUGCAGUGUAUUACAGAGCCAUUUGGCAUAUGCAUCAUUUGACCACUUUGCCUCUUCAGAGUUCAUUGAUAAAGCCCUCUCGUCGCCUCAUGUCUUGGUCUUCAACGGGAGUCGUCCAGGCAGUUGACUCCAUGUUUUAAGAGAACCUAUAAUUAAAAGAUUCCUGAUCUUCCUUGUAAAUGUAGGCCUUUCACUCAAAAUGCCUUGGUUUGAGGUCCAAUAUAAACAUGAAUCAUUUGUGUAUAAGUGAUAUCAUAUGUCCCUUGAGGAUGAGAAAUAAAGGCUUGAAAUCCCUAGAAAGCGGAGAAUUCCCAGUAGGACACCCAGAAGUGGAACAGAAAAAUUACUCUGGGGACUUGAGGAAUCCUCAAAUGUCCUCAAGCCCAGUCUUACAGCUACUGAAGCAUUAAAAUAAUAAAAACAUGUUUAAACAGGCAAAGGAUAAAAAAGGAUGUUGUUCCAGUAAAAGUGGGGGCAGUUGCCCUGGAUACAAAACCAUCAACUGUACCCUGGGGUGCACCAGGCCCAGCACCACCACUGUGGAGAAAAGGAAAAGGCAGACGGAAAUAGAAGGCAAGAGACAACAGCUUGAGGACCAGAUACUUCAGCUGCAGCAUUUCAAGUCAAAAGCUCUUCGGGAAAAAUGGCUGCUGCAGGGAAUUCCUGCUGGCUCUGCAGAAGAAGAAGAAGCCAGAAGGAAGCAGUCAGAAGAGGAUGAGCUGAAGGUGAAAAAGCUGGAAGAAAAUAUACACAGGUUGGAACAAGAAAUACAGAAAUUAGAAAGUGAGGAAUCUCAAAUAUCUGCCAAAGAACAAAUCAUUUUGGAGAAACUGAAGGAGACUGAGAAGUCCUUCGACAACUUGCAAAAGACUUUCUCUCACCAGGAUGGUGAUGCAGUAAAUUACAUUUGCUCCCAGAUCCCUGAACUCCCAACCCUCUAUUCACGAACAGCAGAGCCAGUUCCUGGGCGGGACGGAGCAAGCAGAGUAGCUGCUUUGUGCACCAUGGAAAUUAAUGUGGAGAAAGACAAACAGACAGGAGAGACCAAGAUUGUCUCUGCUUCACCUGUUGGCCCAGAUGAGGCCCAUCAAAGAGGAUUCAAAGUCUAUGAUGAUGGUACCAAGGUAGUCUAUGAGGUUCACUCUGGUGGCACAGUGGUAGAAAAUGGAGUACAUAAAUUAAGCUCAAAGGACGUAGAUGAACUUAUGCAAAAAGCUGGACAAUCAAAUGUAAAAGGAGGGUAUGAAAUAAUGACUGUGUCAGACAGAAAUGCAGUAGCUGAUGGAAACCUUAGCCAUAUGAAGGAGCAAAUGCUCUUCAAGGAGGCAAAGCUGGAAAUGGUACACAAACCAAACAAAGGGCAUGCUGUGAAUUCCCAGCCCCAAGACAAACCCCGUGGUGGCGAAGUUCCAGAGGCCAGUGCAGAUCAACCAGUGACAAUGAUAUUUAUGGGCUACCAGAGCAUUGACGAUGAAGAGGAGACAAAAAAAGUGCUGGGCUAUGAUGAAACCAUCAAAGCAGAGUUGGUUCUGAUCGAUGAAGAUGAUGAGAAGUCUUUGAGAGAGAAGACAGUGACAGACAUCUCCACCAUGGACGGGAACGCCGCUGAGCUGGUCUCUGGCAGGCCCCUGUCGGACACGACAGAGCCCUCCUCUCCUGAGGGGAAGGAAGAGAGCCUGCCCUUGGAAGCUGCCCCAGGCACAAGAGAAAUGGACAUGCUGCCGAAAGACCUGCAGGGACUGUGCUCCUUUGAAAACCCUGAAACCGAGGAGAGGACAGAGAAAUCUUCCAGAAUCCCUGAGGAUGACAUCAGGUUAAAAAAAAAUAGAGACCAAAACUGUGCCAAUUUCUUGGAGCCAGCUACUGCGCUUUCUACAAAGGAAGAAAAAAUGGAAAUUGAAGUUCCAGUUUCUGAACAUAAAAGCAUCACCACAGUGGCUUCACCGCAUCCCAUAGACAAUCCAACCCACUUCUUUUCUUCUGCUGCCAGCCACAAUGGACUUAAGGACCGGCACGAAUCUCUGGAAAGUGAAGUUGCUAAAGAGAUCAGGUAUUUAGAUGAAGUGCUGGAGGCAAACUGCUGUGAUUCUUCUGCUGAUAAUACCUUUAAUGGGACAUCCUCUCCUCAACUAAGUGCAGUCACCAUCAUGGAUGGCUCAGGAGCGUCAGUUAACGUCUCUAAUGAUUCAGUACCCAAUGCAAGGGAAGAAAAUGCAGCUGACAAGCAGGUGCCCUUGGUUGUUAAACCACAUGACGUUAGUACAACAGGUGAAAGCCUGAAUUCUAAUGGCCAUUCCUUGGGUGGACUGAAGGAAGACAUUGGGGAAAGUCUGAAGAUACCAGGAAGUCCCACUUCUUCAAACAGUUCUAGAAGAUCUUCUAAGGAUGGAGAAACAACUCUUACAACCCUUAAGAAAGAGGCUAAGUUUGAACUACGAGCUUUCCACGAGGACAAAAAACCCUCUAAGCUCUUUGAAGAUGAAGAUGAGAAAGAAAAGUAUAGGGUCCGGAAAGUGAGACCAUCAGAGGAAAUGAUAGAACUUGAAAAGGAAAGAAGGGAACUCAUUAAAAGCCAGGCUGUCAAGAAAAACCCUAACAUUGCCGCCAAAUGGUGGAACCCUCCCCAGGAGAAGACCCUGGAGGAACAACUGGAUGAAGAGCAUCUGGAAUCCCACAAGAAGUACAAGGAGCGCAAGGAGAGACUGCAGCAGCAAAGUACAACACCAACAUCUCCCAAACAGGUCAGCUGCUCCUUUGUACCACCAGAGCCAGUGAAUAUCAAGAAAGAAGAUAUUGUCACAGAGCAAAUUGAUUUCUCAGCUGCCAGGAAGCAGUUCCAACUGAUGGAGCAUUCAGGUCCAUCUCAGGGUCAGGUCCCACCAAGGCGGUCAGGAACACCCAAAAUGUUCUCCGUCAAACCAUUCUAUAAAAGCCUCAAUCCUUCAAAUGCAGACAGGCCUCUCUCCACCAUUACAAGACCUGUUUCAAUGUAUGGACAAACAGGUCAACACGAGGGUAAUGACAUUACUGUUGUCAAAGCACAGAAAGUCUCCUGUUCUUCAGAGGAUGAUGCAAAUGCUCAGAACAACAGUGCUGACCCAAUAAGAGAGUUACCAUGUAGUGAUAGCUCCAGAGCUGGACAGGCCUCAAAACUGUGGUCAGAGGAUGGAGAAUUCAUGAGUGCAAGAGCUGUCUUCACGGUGGUGAAGGAUGAUGUACAGGGUGUGCUAGACCAGCUCCCAAAGUCAGCCAGCGCCUCCUCCCCUCCUGAGGAGCUUGACUCCGGUUUGGAUGACUUGUCUGUAAGAUCUCAGGAUACCACUGUCUUGGAGACCCUUUCCAAUGACUUCAGCAUGGAUAACAUCAGUGACAGUGGUGCCUCUAAUGAAACCAUGAGUGCCCUGCAAGAAAGCUCACUGGCAGAUUUCUCCCUGCCACAGACCCCACAGACCGAUACUCCAGCAGAGUGCAGGGGCGAAGGCAUGUCCAAAUCAUUCAGCGACCCAGGCUGUGACUCACUGUCCUCUGCCUUGGCAGAGUCUAUGAUAAUCGACAACCAGCUGGAGUACCACGCUGGUCUGCUUGUUCAGAAUGCCAUUCAACAAGCCAUAGCCGAACAGGCAGAUAAAACAAAUGGCAAGGAAGAGAAAAUCCCAGCAGAGCAGGAUACCUCUGCCAAAGAGCAGCCAGCCACCACCAGGCUAUCUCCAACCUCCAAGAAGCAGCAGAACCCAGUGUUUAAGCCACCCCAGGUGUCUUCACCUGUUCAAGAAAAAAGGGACACCAUACCAAAGACUUCAAAAGAAGACAACUCAGGACUCAGGGAAGGGAAGAGUUUGCAGCAGUCGCCCGUGUACUCUGCCAGCCAGCCAUUCCUUGUGGAGGAGAACAAGCCCGAAGUCAGUUACUUCAGCAAGUAUUCAGAGGCAGCUGAGCUGAGGAGCACUGCCUCCAUCCUUGCCACACAGGAACCUGAAGUGACCGUGGGCCCUUUCAAGUUACGAUCAAGGAAGCAGCGGACUUUAUCAAUGAUAGAAGAAGAGAUCAGAGCUGCCCAGGAGCGAGAAGAGGAGCUGAAGAGGCAGCGGCAAGGUCUGCAGAUGGCACCAAGCCCUGUUACCAAGAGUGCACCACCCCUGCCCACCAGAACAGUGUCUUACAAAACUGCACCAGGAAAGAUAGAGAAAAUCAAGCCUCCUCCAUCCCCCACCACAGAGGGCCCCGCCUCACACUCUGACCUGCAGGCCGAGGAGCCUGCAGGAGCCCAGCGACCCAAGAACCUGAUGGAGACCCUCAUGGAGGAUUACGAAACACACAAAACCAAGAGACGAGAGAGGAUGGAUGACAGCAGUUACACCUGUAAAUUACUGUCUAGCAAGGUUACUUCAGAGGUGCUGGAGGCCACCAGGGUGAACCGCAGGAAGAGCGCGCUGGCGCUGCGCUGGGAGGCCGGCAUUUACGCCAACCGGGAGGAGGACGAGUAGCUGUGUGGCAGCACCCGCAGAACCAAAAAAAAAAGAAGGGGGGGAAAAAAAAAAAAAAAAAAAAAAAAAAAAGGAAAUAUGAAAGAGAAAGGAGGGGGGGGGGAAAAAAAAAGGAAAAAAAAUAAGCAGCAGCAGCGUUUUAAUCCGAUAUUUAUUAAAUACACAACGAACUCGAUGAUGAUGCACACAGACACAGAAACGAUCCAGCUCCCGGCAACUCUAAAACAACAGGAACAGCCCACUCGGAAAACGCCCCCUCCUCCCACCCCUGCUUCCCCCCCUGGAAAUGAUGCUGGGGUUGCAGGACUGGGGAACCAUGGGAUGCACCGCAGGGUCUGCACCCACAUCGGCAUCGCCCCCGCAGCGUGACAACAUCGCCCUCUGAUGCUGUUUCUUUGAGGGGACCGAAAGGUUCAGGGUUGGGAUUGGAGCGGGGUUGGGUUUUUUGGAGGGGGGUCUGCGCCCCUUAUCUAGUAAUUUAUCUGUUUCAAUGAAAAAAAAACAAAACAAAAACACAAAUAAACAGGGAAGCAUCUAUUGCAAAUGUACAAUCCAGCAGACUCAGUAAAUACAGCCCUUGUGUUGCAAACACAAGCCAUCACAAUUCAGGAGUGGAAUAGAUGGGGAUGAGAGCUAAGCCAAAUGGAUCACCUUAGCUUUAGGAUCCUAUAUGCUUGCAAUAUCACCUGAGCUCCAGGUUCUCAGAUCAUAUUUACCUAACAAAGUUUCUAAAUAGAAAGUCUGUAUUUAGUGGAUGACAACUAUUUUUUGAUGGUGGGGAGGGGGAAAAGAAUGGCGCAUGUGGAUAACUGAUGGAGACGGAUAGUUUGAAGCAGAAAGGUAGUGGGGAAUGAAUACAUAUAAAGGACAUUUAAUUUUUAAAUGAGGCAAUAAUCGAACCGAGCCAGACUUUGGCCUAGGAAGAGGUAUGAGAUAGAGAGGAAAGAGAGCUACGUCUUUCACUAUAUUUAUACGACAUAAAAAGCCUUUGGAGCAGAGUGCUUUGUGGGAGCCUUCGGGUCCCUGGGCAACAAGAAGUUGGGGGCAGGAGGGAGCGAGGGGGCAGGCAGGCAGGGGGGGAAGCAUGACGUUUGCCAUCCAACCAGAGCAUGCAGCGCUGCAAGCAGACCACGGGGCCCGUGCUUGUUGCUUUGGCCCGGGAUCAGCCGCCAGGGGUUCGUGUGCAUCUGUGUGUGCGUGGGGCGCGUGUGCGUGUGCAAGGAUACGCGUGGCAGUGUGUGUGUGUGUGCGGGUUUUCUCCAAGGCUGUGUACCAGCUGUAGGGGUGAGUGCUCAUGUCUUUCUUUCUUUCUUCCUUUCUUUUUUCUUUUUUCUUCUUUCUUUUUUUUUUUUUUCUUCUUUGUCUGAAAGGGGAUAUAAAAACAAGGCACUGAGUUAAUGCAGUAUUUGUGAUAUCAAAAUUUGACCCAACAUGGUAUUUGCAUGAGUCACAAUUGCAAAGUAUUGACCAAUUUUGUAAGCUGACAAUUAGGAAAAGAAAUGUGGUAUUUAUUCUUGUGCUUUGUAUUUGUAUGUAGUAUAGAGGCUGCGGGUUUACUCUUUUCACGCAAGCAAUACAAUAAGAGUAUUUUAGAACUGGGAACCAUAAUUUCUGGACCAGAAAUGAACAAGUUUGGGAGGCAACAACAACAACAACAACAAAAAAUGCUGAGCUUUUUUCUAUAUAAAACGCUCUGCCUUUUUUAUAGACAAGCAAUGAUUAUUUUGACUUCUUUUUAAAAACCACAGUGCUGGUCCUCCCCCAAGCCUCUCCUUGGCUUCAUGGCCUGCUGCGCUGCUUUGUCUUGGAGCAGCGAGCUCACUUCUCAUAAGUACCAAUACUGUGAACACCCUCCUGGUGCUUUUCUUCAACCAACACAGCGCUUGCAACCGAACGAUAUUACUCCCCACAAUUCCCCCCAGCAUGCCUGUGGACAUUUUGAGGCCCAUUUUCAGGGAACUGUAGCACCCAUGAGCUCUGUGAAUUGUCUCCCUCCGUGCCGUGGAGCUCAAGAAGGCCCUGCUGACCUGUUUGCUGUGAGAUGAGGUGCCCUGAGCAGAGGGCCCCGCAUCAGACGAUGCUCCCCAAAACGGGGGCACAUCUGUAUUCCCCUCCACCCGGAGGUCUGCUUUCCUCCCACACCGGCUGACAUUGGUCACCCAUCUCAAGACGCCUCCUCGUGCUUUGUUGCCCCUUGGUCCUAGAAGCGCAAACCGGGUUGCCCUCCACGAGGGGCACGGUUGUGGGGAAGGAGCACCGGGGGCCUCCGCUCUCCUCCCCAUGGCAGUGGCACGCGCCAGCCCCAGGCAGCCAAACUGCAGCCAGCAGUGUUCUUCUCUUCCAGAAAUUAUGGGCAUUUGUCAGCAGCGCACACUCUGUGCGGCGGUAGCACGGGUGCUGUGCAGCACACUCGCCUCUCUGUUAUUUCAUUUGCAUGCUACCAGGCUUAGGUGUUUAUAAGUAUACGCCAGUAAUACAUAUCUAUCUAUAUAUAACUAUAUCCAACGCAACCAAGGAGCACUAUUGCAGAGUUAACUUUGUCUCCGCAAAAGAAGCGCUCAGAUCCUUUCCCGUGGCAAAGACUGGUUUUAAUGAAACUGUGUAUUGAGAAAUAGUUAAGCAUUAGCAUUUGUGAUUAUAAGCAGUUUGGGGUUACAGUGCAGGUUUUCUGAACGGUUUGUUUUAAAGGCUGCCAGUUUGGGCUUCAUCUCGCUCCGUACUGACAUCGUCCGAAGGAAAACAGAAAAACAUCACUUGGUUUGGCAACAGGAAGGCGGCAUCCUUGUCAUGACUCACCGAACAGCUUCAACAGUACCUGGCUUUCUGUAUGUUAACCACUUCAAUGUUAUCCUGCUUCUGUUUUAUAGUGACUGUGAGGCCUACAAUGCAAGUAUAUAAUUAUUUUCUCAUUAAAA
Gallus gallus (chicken) is the source of this 8396-nucleotide messenger RNA. It is a transcript of the gene PALM2AKAP2, whose product is annotated as PALM2-AKAP2 fusion. The record is from RefSeq and is a predicted model, not a curated record. Lineage: Eukaryota; Metazoa; Chordata; Aves; Galliformes; Phasianidae. Gene Ontology annotation, biological process: regulation of cell shape. The transcript is spliced from 12 exons. The coding region runs from base 1420 to 5481 and encodes 1353 amino acids. Gene Ontology annotation, cellular component: membrane.